Vitis riparia (riverbank grape) is the source of this 1054-nucleotide messenger RNA. RefSeq names its product WUSCHEL-related homeobox 11-like. Gene Ontology annotation, biological process: adventitious root development. The transcript is spliced from 3 exons. The record is from RefSeq and is a predicted model, not a curated record. NCBI's taxonomy places the organism in Eukaryota, Viridiplantae, Streptophyta, Magnoliopsida, Vitales, Vitaceae. The coding region runs from base 50 to 760 and encodes 236 amino acids. Gene Ontology annotation, molecular function: DNA binding; DNA-binding transcription factor activity.
AAAUCGGUUUGUGCUUUAAGGGCUUAUUGUUUUUUUCCCUUUCAGAGCCAUGGAAGAUCGAGGGCAAGACCAUGGCUUGGAGAGAAAUGAACCAGUGAGGUCAAGGUGGACUCCAAAGCCUGAGCAAAUAGUCAUACUUGAGUCCAUCUUCAACAGUGGUAUGGUAAAUCCUCCCAAAGAUGAAACUGUGAGGAUAAGAAAAUUGCUGGAGCCUUAUGGUUCUGUUGGGGAUGCAAAUGUCUUCUACUGGUUCCAAAACCGAAGAUCGAGAUCUAGACGUCGGCAGCGCCAGAUUCAGGCCAGCCUUGCUGGAGAUCGAGGAGCUCAGGCACAUGCUGGUGGUGCAAUUCACUAUCAAAGUAACCUGAUGCCGCCUUCUGCUUUUGUUCCGUCUUCAUCUUCUUGCCUCGUCGGUUCCUCUUCAUCAUGCGGUGGUAUGAACGAUGAUGGUGUCGAUAAUCUCUUUUCAUUCUCCGGUCAAGUGGGUCUCCAGGAAAUGGAGCACAGCUCUGGUGUAACAUCAACCUUGUGCCCUUCAAACACCUCCAAUUUGCACUACCAAUCUGGAUGUGUUACGGUGUUCAUCAAUGGGGUUCCAACUGAGGUUCCAAAGGGAUCAUUUGACAUGAAAGCUAUGUUUGGCCAAGAUUUCGUGUUGGUCCAUUCCUCGGGAGUGCCUGUUCCUUUCAAUGAAUUUGGCUUCUCAAUGCAGAGCUUGCAACAUGGUGAAAGCUAUUUCCUGGUUUCAAGACACAUGUAAACAAAUAUUAAAGCGAUGCACCGACCAUCAGGAGCUUCCUCUAUCUGGGUUCAAGAUACUAGAGCCGUAUCUAUAUUCGCUUUCUGCAUCGUAUAUAUUCUUUUCCCUAGUUUUGCUCACUUUUCUUGUUUUCCUCCUAUCGAGCUGGGUACUACAUCUUGAUGUUACAUUAUCUAUUUAUAUAUAUAGAACCUCCAUAUCAGAGAAAAAAUUAUUGUAUGGGCUCUUUUGAACCCUAGAUAUCAAUGCAAACCUAAGAUCUGUAUUGUCUAUCCAUGAGAAUUAGUUGCUAUA